This is a messenger RNA of Trichosurus vulpecula (common brushtail), 4605 nucleotides long. It is a transcript of the gene IFIH1, whose product is annotated as interferon induced with helicase C domain 1. The transcript is spliced from 16 exons. The record is from RefSeq and is a predicted model, not a curated record. Bases 373 to 3462 code for a protein of 1029 amino acids. Gene Ontology annotation, molecular function: single-stranded RNA binding; ATP binding; zinc ion binding. Gene Ontology annotation, cellular component: cytoplasm. Gene Ontology annotation, biological process: response to virus; positive regulation of interferon-beta production; innate immune response. Lineage: Eukaryota; Metazoa; Chordata; Mammalia; Diprotodontia; Phalangeridae.
AGAAGCUUGGCGACUGAAGCAGCAGAAACUUGGGCCUCGGGAGUAGAGCGCAGAGAGGAGGAGACACGGGACAGUGUCACGGUACCGAGCACCGCGAUAGGUGGCAACUACCGGGUCCGAUUCCGCGGAGUAGCCGGGUAGAGCUGCCCAGCUGGUUGUCUUUCUAUCUUCUCAGAGUCCUUGGAGGGCAAGAGUGCACCCAGCGCCUAGCGGGCAGGCGGAGCUGGGAGCCCUUUAAGCCCUACGAUCAACGUCGAGGCAGAAGUAAGCCCUUAGGGCACGGGAGGAACGCGUCCAGGGUGCAGAGGUGAGAACGCUGAGCAGCCGCAGCUCCCCUCCAUCUGUCGUCCCCUCGCCGUACACCUGUGAAAGAUGUCCAGGGAGUGUGCCCCGGAGGAGAAGAAUUUCCUCAAUCUGAUCCUGUGCUUCAGGCCCAGGCUGAAACAGUACAUCCGAGUGGAACCAGUGCUGGACUACCUGACUUUUCUGGGUCGAGUUGAGAAAGAACACAUUCAGCAAACCGCCGCUUCUGAGGGGAACACGGUAGCGGCCGAGUUACUCUUGAGCACGCUACAGAAGGGGACCUGGGGCCCUGGCUGGACUCAGGAGUUUCUCACGGGGCUUAAGAAUGGGGGCUGCACCUUAGCUGCUCGCUAUAUGAGCCCAGACCUCGCCGACUUGCCCUCUCCAUCGUUAGAGACCUCUUAUGACCAGUGCGUCCAGCUGCUGGACCUUUUGCAACCCACCCUGGUCGACAAGCUUCAAGCUACUGAUGUUGUGGACAGAUGUUUGGAAAAGGCUUUGCUAACGAAGGAAGACAGAAAUCGGGUUGCUCACCUUGAUGAAAGUUAUGGUAAUGAACGUGCUGUCAGGGAACUGCUGAGUAGAAUAGUGCAAAAAGAAGAUUGGUUUUCUAAAUUUCUAAGUAUCCUUCGUGAAGCUGAAUAUUUUCAACUUGUUGAAGACCUCACAGGCAUCAACUGCUUGGAAGACAAUGAAGAGAUUAAGGAAAAUGGAAUUGAGAAAUUAUCCCCAAAGGAUGGUCGUGUCAUUGAAGAGACACUUAUUUCUUUAUCGGAUCAACGAGAGCAAGAAAAUGAUAGCCUAGCUGUUGAAAGUGAUGAAUUGGAAUCUUCUUUUGCAGACUCUUCUGUGAUUUCAGAAUCAGACACAAGUUUGGCAGAAGGAAGUGUCAGCUGCUUAGAUGAAAGUCUUGGACAUAACAGCAACAUGGGCAGUGUUUCAGGCACCAUGGGAAGUGAUUCAGACCAAGAUGAUGAGAAGAAAAGAGCAUCUCCUGAGCCAGAACUGGUCCUCCGGUCUUACCAAAUGGAAGUAGCCAAACCAGCUUUAGAAGGGAAGAAUAUUAUUAUAUGCCUUCCUACAGGAAGUGGGAAAACAAGAGUAGCUGUUUACAUUGCCAAGGACCACUUAGAUAAGAAGAAAAAAGCAUCAGAGCCUGGAAAAGUUAUGGUGCUUGUGAAUAAGGUACCAUUAGUUGAACAGCACUUCCGUAAAGAGUUUAAACCAUUCUUGAAGAAAUGGUAUCAAGUCAUUGGAGUGAGUGGUGAUUCCCAACUGAAAAUAUCAUUCCCAGAAGUUGUAAAAUCCAAUGAUGUUAUUAUCAGUACAGCUCAAAUCUUGGAGAAUUCCCUUUUGAAUUCAGAGAAUGGAGAAGAUGAUGGUGUCCAGUUAUCAGACUUUUCCCUCAUCAUUAUUGACGAAUGCCAUCAUACCAACAAAGAAGCUGUCUAUAAUAACAUAAUGAGACAUUACCUGAAACAAAAGAUGAAGAACUGUCGAUUCAAGAAGGAAAAUAAGCCAGUGGUACCUCAACCUCAGAUACUUGGACUGACAGCUUCACCUGGCGUGGGAGGGGCCAAAAAGCAAGCCAAAGCUGAAGAACAUAUUUUAAAAAUAUGUGCUAAUCUUGAUGCAUAUACAAUUAUCACGGUUAAAGAAAAUGCUGCCCUUUUAAAAGAACAAGUGAAGGAACCUUAUAAGAAGUUUGUGAUUGCAGAUGACAACAGAGAAAAUCCAUUUAAAGAGAAACUUCUAGAAAUAAUGACAAACAUUCAGACCUUUUGUCAGAUGAAUCCAACAUCUGAUUUUGGGACACAAACCUAUGAACAAUGGGUCAUUCAUCAGGAAAAAAGAGCUGCUAAAGAAGGGAAUCGCAAAGAACGUGUUUGUGCAGAGCAUUUGAGGAAAUACAAUGAAGCUCUACAAAUCAACGACACAAUCCGAAUGAUAGAUGCAUACCACCACCUCAAAAGUUUCUAUAAAGAUGAAAAGGAGAAGAAGAUAGCAGCCCAAGAUUAUGAUAGCGAGGAGGAGGAAGAGGAGGAAGACGACAAUAAAAGGAAGCCAUUGAAAUUAGAUGAAACAGAUCUGUUUCUUCUAGAUUUAUUUUAUGAAAAUAAGAAAAAAUUGAAAAAAUUGGCCCUCACUCCAGAUCAUGAAAAUGAAAAACUGACCAAAUUACGAAACACCAUAAUGGAAGAGUUUACUAAAACUGACGGAUCUGUAGCCCGAGGAAUAAUCUUCACCAAGACUCGGCAAAGUGCAUUUGCUCUCUCUCAGUGGAUUAACGACAUUGAAAAAUUUGCAGAAGUAGGAGUAAAAGCUCAUCAUCUGAUUGGGGCUGGAAAUAGCAGUGAAUUUAAACCCAUGACACAGAAUGAACAAAAGGAAGUAAUUAAUAAUUUUCGUACUGGAAAAAUAAACCUACUUAUUGCUACCACAGUAGCGGAAGAAGGCCUGGAUAUAAAAGAAUGUAAUAUUGUUAUCCGUUAUGGUCUUGUCACCAAUGAAAUAGCCAUGUUACAGGCCCGAGGUCGAGCUCGAGCUGAUGAAAGCACAUAUGUAUUGGUGGCAAGCGGUGGCUCGGGAGUGGUCGAACGUGAAAGUGUUAAUUUGUAUCGUGAGAAGAUGAUGCAUAAAGCUAUUGACCGGGUUCAAAAUAUGAAGCCAGCAGAGUAUGCUCAUAAGAUUUUGGAGUUACAAAUGCAAAGUAUAAUGGAAAAGAAAAUGAAAACUAAGAAAAGUCUUGCAAAGCAAUUCAAGGACAACCCAUCAUUAAUAACCUUCUUCUGUAAAAACUGUAGUGUGCUGGCCUGUUCUGGAGAAAACAUCCAAGUGAUUGAGAACAUGCAUCAUGUCAAUAUGACACAGGAAUUUAAGAAACUCUACAUUGUAAGAGAAAAUAAAGCACUACGAAAGAAACUGGCAGACUAUCAAACAAAUGGUGAGAUCAUUUGCAGCCAGUGUGGCCAGGCCUGGGGAACUAUGAUGGUGAACAAAGGUCUAGAUUUACCUUGCCUCAAAAUAAAAAAUUUUGUGGUGGCUUUUAAAAAUAAUUCCCAAAAGAAACAGUACAAAAAGUGGGUGGAACUGCCUAUAAGAUUUCCAAAGCUUGACUACACAGAACAUUGUAUGUUUAGUGAUGAAGAUGAAGAUUAAUAUGGACUUGAUAUUCUCUAAAUUCUUUGAACUUUAUAUUUUGACAAAGAAUACAGUCAUACUUUUGUAAUUAUUGUACCAGAGCACUGAGAGAAUGAAUAAAAACAUUUCUUUUAAAUCAUUUUGAGCUCUUUGAAGAAGGGUAUUCUGUCAGGUUUCAUAUUAUCCAUGUUAUUAGCGAGCAAAUAUUAAAAACUCCACAAAGCCACAUUUGAUUAAUAUAGGAGCUAACAUCAUAUAAUGUUGAAGAAACUAGAAAAGGCUUGGUUUGAAACUCACUACCCUAAUAUUCUCUUUGAGGGUCAUGAUAAUUGGCAGGAAAAUUACCAAAAAAGACAGAACUCAGAAGGAAAAGAAAUGAAAAAAACAAGUCCUAGAAAAUAAGAACCUAAAUAGGUAAGACAUUCCUAUAUAUCAAUCAUUGCUAUUGUUUAUUCCCAACUUUCAUUUCCUGAUCUCUGCUAAUUUGUGCAGCAAAGAGAUAAUAUUUGCCUCUUUUUAUUCAGGAGUGGUGGCCAUUCCACUCUUGUAUUUCCUAGUUUCCAUAAAAAAUGAGAACAAGGAAGCUUUGUAUACGUGAAUGAUUGAACGUUCCCCAAGCAGACAGAACAACCCCAGCUGAAAUACUUUUCAGUGGUACUCCUCGCUUUUCCCCAAAAUAAGUGAGGACCAGGAGCUACAAUCAGUUUUUAUCAAUGAAUGAUAAUUACUGAAUUACAUCAGCUGACUUGCUAUAAGAGUACUGUUCUCUCCUGAUAUAUCAAGAAAAGAAUUUUUGGCUACUUAUAGGAGAUUCUUCCUUCUCCUCUACUUCAGUUUAGAGACAUAAAUUAAACUUAAUUAGCACCAUGUUCUUUUGAUUUUUUUUGAUGAUAUCUAUAUCUGGGUAGAUAUUGAUCAACAAGAUUUAUCAUAUGAAAUGCAAAAAGGAUACAUUAAUCUUUCACCCCCCAAAAAAAACAAAAUAAAACCAAAAAAUGCCUCCAAAGAACUCCUAAAGACUAUGGAGAAAGAACUCUCUUCAAGCAGCGUCUGGAAACUGUACGAGAUUUUGUUGCUCAGUUGCGUACAACUUUUCAUGACUCCAUUGGGGUUUUCUUUUUGUCAUUUCCUUCUCCAGCUCAUUUUACAGAUAAGGAACUG